AUGGUUACUACGCAAGUAGCAAAUCGAGAAAGACGAGAUCGAGAAGAAGCGUGUGACUUGAAUUUGCUAAAACAGACUAAAACAAUAGAAAAUGAACCAUACAGAGAAGCAGUAGGAAGUCUUUUGUAUUUAGCAUGCGUGACACGACCAGACAUUUCCUAUGCCGUUAAUGUGUUAAGCAGACACCAAUUAAAUUCUACCGAAUACGAAUGGAAAAUGGUUCAGAGAGUUUUUAGGUAUUUAAUGGGCACUAAAGAUUUAGGUUUAAAGUUUAUGGGGAAAAACGAUAGUAUGCAAGCCUUUUAUGAUGCAAACUUUGCUGAUUGCAAAAAUUCAUUGACGACUUGUGGUUUCGUUAUUCAAUUGUAUGGUGAUACAAUAGCAUGGAAAAUACAUAAACAAAACUAUGUUGCUCUAUCUACUUGUCAGGCCGAAUACGUAGCAAUGAGCGAGGCUUGUCAAGAAUUAGUUGCAAUUGAUUCUGAAUCAUGA
Messenger RNA from Osmia bicornis bicornis, 492 nucleotides. RefSeq names its product secreted RxLR effector protein 161-like. The transcript has a single exon. The coding region runs from base 1 to 492 and encodes 163 amino acids. Lineage: Eukaryota; Metazoa; Arthropoda; Insecta; Hymenoptera; Megachilidae. The record is from RefSeq and is a predicted model, not a curated record.